AUGGCAAACGAGAAAGACAACAAGAUGGAAAAACACAUGGACACGGAGCAGAAAGUCCAAAAAAGAAUAAUUUUUGCUUUUGGUAUGAUUGGCUUCCUGGUAGACUUCUUCUUCAGUAUUUACCAAAGUGCCGCUCAAGACAUCUUUGAAGCAACUAACAUCCCUACGCCAUGGAUUACUCUUUCUAUUGCUGCUCCAGCCUGUCUCGUAACAUUCAUUUAUCCUUACGUUUUUCAAAGGGUUCCAGUUUCUGUGGCAUGUUUUGUACUUUUUAUCGCCUCUGUCGCUGGAAUAUUGCUCACAUCACUUGCUCAAGACCUGAGAGUAAGAUUAUCUGGUGUGUGUUUGGUUUCAUUUGGAAUAGGCAGCAUGGAAGCAGUUUUUCUUUCUCUAUCGUCCGUUUACGGAGGACAGACAGUACAUAGCUACAGUAUGGGUUCAGCCCUUUCGUUUGUAGCAGGACCUCUGUCGUACGCAGGUAGGUAAUUUAUAAGAGACCUUUAAUUUCUAAGACGAAGACGACUAUGAAGAAAAGUGCGCGGGAGAGAAUGUCGUAGUAGCUAGCGGAAGUAUCAAAUGUUACAUGUCUUAUCAUUUUGCAGAGAAGGCUUAGCUUAUACUCAUUCAAGAAAUAACUGUGCUGACGUUUCUGAUGAAAAAAGGGAAAAUUUUAAAAGCUUUCCGAGAUGUCUACUUGUUUUUAGAAUUAUAAGCGAAAAAUAUAAAAGCUAAAUCUCAUCCCCGUAGUUGUCCUGGUCCUCGAAACUAAAGAUCUCUGCCCUAAAAGGUUACCUAGCCCAACAUGAUAAGACAAAGAUUUAGUUAAGCUUAAAAGGGGAUCUUUUUUAAAUACCACAACAUGCUGAUUUUUUCGUUAAACACGCUGCUGAAAUCUAUCCAUGCAUUCAGAUUGCUGGUUUGACUUGCAGAAUUUCUAGUUUGUGACUGAAACAAAGCUGUUGGUCAGAUAUUAUCGAGAUCUACUGAUUUCCAAAAAUUAAUGAAAUACUUGUGUUUCUCUUUAAACAAGAGGCGAUCGAACUAGUGUCCCGUCACAACCACCAAAACAGUAACCGGCGAUCGAUUGAAUAUUGGAUAUUUUCUAAAUGAAAGACUAUCAAUCCUUCACUUGGUUCAAUUCCACAAGUUUGUUUUUUACCUACAUGUACAGAAAACGUUAUCUCACAUCUCCCUCACGCGCACGCAGAAAUAUAAGUGGGAAAGAACUCUGCUUGUUUACGGCUGUAACCCUGUGAUAGUCUGAAACUACUACCUAAUAGGUUAAGGAGUGCUGCCUACGUGUCAAUGAAACAAAUUGAUUGAAAAUCGUGUAUCAAGACAUACCUAAUAAGGUAUAUAAAGGCAAUGGGCGGGCAAAGAAUUGUGGAAAAAAUCCGUUGCAUUGUGGUUAAAAAAUCCAGAUGCAUUGUGGUGGCGAAAAUUUUUGUCCCUGUGUGGAUUAGGUCUGCUGUCUUGCACGCUCGCUUCAGGCUUGCUCCCGCUGCAGCAAAUAUCCACAUAUAUUGCACUUUAGAAACAGGAAAACCCUAAUUUCAAUCCGUUUCAAUCUUCUUCAGUGUUACCCAUCCGUGGCAUCUGUUGUAUCUGUUGUGUUACUUUAACCUUCCUUUAAUGUUUUUUGUGUUUAUUUUUACGUUUCUCUUAAUUUAACGGGCAUUUUGUAUUACCUAAUUUGGCUGAAUUUCGUGACACAGCUCCUUUAAUUUACUUACAACAUUUCCUAAUGAUUGACAGGUCUUACCAUGUUCGCUUGUUGGUCUCCAGAUUUUUCGUUUCUUAUCCUCACAGCAUUAUGGAUCUUCUUGCCCAUUUCAUACCUUCUUUUAAAUGGGUGCAGCAACAGCCAAAGCCCCACGUCAUACAAAGAGGUUCCUUACAUCCCACUCCAAUCUGAUGCGACUCAACAACCCGGCGUGUCAAAAUUAUCGUUCAACGACAUGUUAGUUCUCACAUGGAAGACACAAGAGCAGUUUAUCCCACUGUUUGUGGGUAUAUUCUGCAAGACUUUGUUAAUCGGUGGCGUUGUAACAACCAUAGCUUUUUCUAACAUCCCCAUCACCCCAAGGAAUCAAUAUUUGUUAUAUACAUUGGCAUCUGGGAUUGGUGACCUUCUUAGCAGGCCAUACUUCGUAUAUCUGUCUCUUUGUGCCAUUGGAGACAAGUUUGUUGUAAAGAAAACAUGGGUUCCUGCAUUACUUACUGUUUUUAUAACAAUGUUCAUGGUGUGCGACUCCUGGUUUCGACUGAUACCUGAAUUUUCUUUCGCUCUCGUGUUGGUCGUGUUCAACACCUUCCUUCAGGGUAUCGUAUAUGUCAACAGUUUCCUGAAUGCAGGGGAGGGUCUUAGUGUAGAGGAAAAAAGAUUUUGUCGGGCAUUGAUAGCUAGUGCUAUAUGGCUACCAAACGUGGUUGGAGGACUAAUAGGCUUGGAUACAGAAAUUCAACUCCGACAACAUUGUCUGCUGUUUCAUACUGAGGCUGUUUGUUAUACGAGGUCACAUACUGUAUGGAACCCCAAUGUCUCAUGUGUAAUUUAA
Messenger RNA from Porites evermanni, 2558 nucleotides. The record is from the annotation of a GenBank genome assembly. NCBI's taxonomy places the organism in Eukaryota, Metazoa, Cnidaria, Anthozoa, Scleractinia, Poritidae.